CACUUGGGGGUGCAUUUAACUUGUCAACUCUCUUGCGACGUUUGGUAUAUUUGAGCUAAUUCCAUCUCAAAACCAGCGGACCAACAGCACAAGCUUCUUCCACAAGAUUGGAGCAUUAUGUCGUCCUCCAACUCCAUCAUCAUUUUCGGCCCCACGGGCAAUGUUGGCCGUAAUGCUGCCAUCGCGGCUGGGAAACUUGGUGCGAAGGUGUUUCUUGCUAUGAGGGACCCGAAGAAGACUAUACCGGGAUUGGAUGAGAGUGAGGAGAAGAAGGGUGGGUUUGAGAGAGUUCAAGCUGAUUUGACGGAUUCCGAGAGCGUGAAGAAGGCUGUGAAGGAUACAGGUGCGAAGAAGGCUUUCUUUUAUUUGAUGCAUGCUGCGGGGGAUCAUAUGAGAGGGACGAUUCAGGCUUUGAAGGAGGGUGGUGUGGAGUUUGUUGUCUUUCUGAGCAGUUAUACUGUCAAGGAACCUUUGGAGGAUAUCCCACAGCAAGAUAUUAUCCCUUAUGGACACGCACAAGUCGAGCUUCAGCUUCUGGAUAUUUACGGCAAGGAGAAUUUUGUGGCAAUCCGACCGGGUGGUUUUGCCACUAAUAUCCAAAUGUGGCAUGGAGAUGAGAUUCAGAAAGGAAGUCUCAAGAUACAAGCUCCAGAUGCGGAAUUCGACGGCAUCACUGCUGAAGAUAUGGGCGAAGUCGCAGGAAACAUCCUCGCAAAAGACCAGAAGGACGUGCAUGCUGUCUACUUGUUCGGACCAAAGAUGUUGAGUCGUAUCGAGCAGGUCAGGAUUGUGGAGAAGGCUUUGGGGAAGAAGUUUGAAAUCGCAGAGAUUGGAGAGGAGGAGGCUGUACAGCAGUAUCUGACCAAGGGAAUUCCUGAGCAUUUUGCGAAGUAUUUGGCGGGCAAGAUGGCGGAAAUUGGGGAUAGUAAGGCGAGCUUUGCGGUGAAAGAUUGGGAGGAGGGAGUGAAGAAUGUGGAGAGGUUUACGGGGCAUCCGGCUAUUGGGUUUGAGGAGUGGGUGGGGAGGAACUUGGAUAGGUUUAGGUGAGCGAUUGAGGACUUUUGCAGACGACUUGAUGAUAGAUUAGGAGGAAACAGAACAAUUAGCAAGUAUCGAG
Messenger RNA from Cercospora beticola, 1117 nucleotides. Its product is annotated as SDR family oxidoreductase. Lineage: Eukaryota; Fungi; Ascomycota; Dothideomycetes; Mycosphaerellales; Mycosphaerellaceae. The record is from RefSeq and is a predicted model, not a curated record.